AUUAUGGAUUUUGAUCAUUACGCUACUGACUUUGUAUAUAACUUUGAUAAUACGGAAUGGUGCAUCCUAAAUUUUCUUAAAUAUCUUGAAGCACGUGUACAAUAUACUUCCGAUAGCAAAAAAGAUAUUAUUGACGCGUUUGCGAGAACUUUUGAAAAAAUUAGUAAUUCCACUGCUAUGCUUGCUGGGAUAAAGAGAAAGGCCAAAAAAUUAGCCAACAAUUUAGAAGAGAAAUUUCAAAGAAAAGAAAUUGUUGAUUUUUUUAAAGUUCUGGAUCAAAAUUUUGAAAUGAGGCAGGAAGAACGGGAUCUUGAGAACUCCUUCGAUAAGAAUGGUCGUGAACUGCUAAAAAAGUCCGGUGAUUUCAAUACAACGAAAUUCUCAUUGCGCUAUAUGGAAAGGACAGAGGAAUUACUUGAAGAAGGUGAGUCAGCAACAUCAGAACAAAGUCAUCAUGGUCUAAGAAAAAAACAAAAAACGGACUAUAAUGAAGGACGGAUAUUGAAAAGGAUAUUUGAAUCGGAAGAAGAUAAUCAAGAACUGCAUUCAGAAUUUUUUCAGGCAGAAUCUUUUAAUUUUCCGAAAAUUGAGGUGCUGGCGAGUUUAAACACGAAAUCGCACUUGGAAAAAUAUAAUAUUGUUUGUCUCUUUGAUAUCGAAUUUCCCUAUACAAAACAACUCUUUAUGAAAUUAUCAACAGAACAGAUGCGCAUUAUGGAGAGUAAAUGGAUAGAGGCCGAAACAUAUAUUAGCAAAGAAGAGAUUGAAAAGUGCUGGAACGAAUGCCCAUUAAAAAAACUGGUGGACGAUAACCACCAAAUCAUCAAAGAAAAUUCAAAUGAGGAUACGUUUUAUGUCGAUCUCAACGGUCUUAUGACCUCUUUUACAAAACAGAAGACUCUCCAACUACUGCAUAAGCACAGUGCAUUGCUUGAUAAAGAAUCUGGUGAAUUUAAAUACCGAGAUGACAUCGUAAACCCUCUUCUCGCAUCAAUUUUUUAUGAUGUUGAGGAUGUGCUAUGGAUGAAAACAAAACUUGGCGACAAACACGACGGUAUAUUAUACAUGAAUAUCAAUGGUGUAAAAAUUGGCGUUGGUUUUGUUGAAGUUGUCGGUAAUGCAUUCACAACAGAUAUUUCUGACAAGAAUGACGACCUUGAAAAGCUAUUGAAAGCAAUGAUGAUAUCGCUAUACUAUCAACGUGCAUACCAAUCUGAUGAUGAGAAUACCUCACAAUUGCAAUCAUUUGCUAUUUUAGUAUUUGGGCGUGAGUAUCAUCUUCUAAGCAUGCAUCUAGUUGAUGAGAUGUACAUUGUAGACGAAUAUGAUACUUUCAUCAUACCAGAUUCGGAUGUGGACUUGUUACAAAUCGGAAAUGUCAUCGAAAUAGUGAAAAAAUUUAAGAUACGAAUGAUUAAGUAUUAUCGUCAACUUAUUAAAAAGCCACGUAAAAUGACUCGACCUCCAAGUUCGGGACCACCAAUUGCUUCACCAUCCAAGAAAACCAAAAAAAAAUAA
Funneliformis geosporum is the source of this 1518-nucleotide messenger RNA. NCBI's taxonomy places the organism in Eukaryota, Fungi, Glomeromycota, Glomeromycetes, Glomerales, Glomeraceae. The record is from the annotation of a GenBank genome assembly.